Molecule: messenger RNA, 1473 nt
Organism: Puccinia triticina
Lineage: Eukaryota; Fungi; Basidiomycota; Pucciniomycetes; Pucciniales; Pucciniaceae
Exons: 2
Coding region: 1-1473 (490 amino acids)
Biological process (GO): carbohydrate metabolic process
Molecular function (GO): hydrolase activity, hydrolyzing O-glycosyl compounds
Source: RefSeq, a predicted model, not a curated record
AUGCGCUGGUUCGUCAUUGUUAGUGUUUACUUGGCCAACCUCGCGUUGAUCCGUGCCCAGCAAGCUGGCUCCGUAAACCCCGAGGUCCCUCCCGCGAUUACCAUCAAGAACUGCAUCGGUAAAAUCUGCAAGGACGUCACGGGUGGCGCCACGAUCGAUGCCAAUUGGCGAUGGGCUUUCAGCACUGAAUCGAAGCAGAACUGCUACACCGGUAACACGUGGGACCCCAAAUUAUGCCCCACCGGAGAAGAUUGUGCCAAGAACUGCGCGCUUGACGGUGCCAACUACAAGGACACCUACGGCGUUGUCCCCAUCGAGAAUGGCUUGAAGCUCACCUUUAUCACCCAGGGUCCCUACGGGAAGAACUUCGGCUCCAGACUCUAUUUUACGACCGGCGACAAGUAUUUCAUGUUCAAGCUUAAAAACAAGGAGUUCUCCUUCGACGUCGACGUCUCCAAGCUUCCCUGUGGUCUCAACGGCGCUCUUUACUUCUCCGCGAUGGAGGAAAAUGGUGGCCUGGGUGUUGCCAACAACAAAUGCGGUGCCAAAUAUGGAACCGGUUACUGUGAUGCCCAGUGUCCCCAGGAUGUUAAAUGGAUUGGUGGAAAGGCCAACUCGGACGGAUGGGUCGGGUCGAAGACAGAUCCCAACUCCGGUACGGGCAACAUGGGCAGCUGCUGUCCCGAGAUGGACAUCUGGGAGGCCAACUCGAUAUCCCAGGCGUUCACUCCCCAUCCGUGCAAAAGCCCCAAGCCAACAAUCUGCCUCGGAAAAGGCUGCGGUAACGGCGAAGGUGACCGAUACAAGGCCGAUUGCGACAAGGACGGAUGCGACUUCGCCUCUUACCGAUGGGGCGCCAAGGAAUUCUACGGACCCAAAAAGACGGUAGACACCGCCAAGAAAUUCACCGUCAUCACUCAGUUCAUCACCAGCAAUGGAAAAGACACCGGAAAGCUCUCUGAAAUCCGCCGAAUCUAUGUUCAAGACGGGAAAACCAUCAAGAACGAGGCCGUCAAGAUCCCCGGACUCGCCAAGCCGGCCGAUUCCAUCACUCAAGGCUUCUGUGACGCCACCAAGAAGUUCACCCGAGACGUCAACGACUUCAAGGCAAAAGGAGGUAUGGACUCGAUGGAUCGUGCGUUGGAGCAAGGAAUGGUGCUUGUGUUCAGUUUGUGGGAUGACCACAUGGCCUCCAUGAACUGGCUCGACUCCAACUACCCACCCACCAAGGACGCCAAAUUGCCGAGUGUCGCCAGAGGUACUUGUGACGCCAAGGACGGUGACCCAACAAACGUCCGAGCCAAGUUCGGCGACGCCUCAGUCGAAUUCUCCAACGUCAAGAUCGCCUCCAUCGGUUCUCAUUUGCAAUCUUCCGGCUCCUCGUCCACUUCAAACGGCGGUAACACAGGCCAAUCAACCAGCACAUUGGAUGUCGGUGGCAGUAAAUCACAUGGAAAGACCGGCUCGAAUUAG